Molecule: messenger RNA, 569 nt
Organism: Hydractinia symbiolongicarpus
Lineage: Eukaryota; Metazoa; Cnidaria; Hydrozoa; Anthoathecata; Hydractiniidae
Exons: 4
Coding region: 163-540 (125 amino acids)
Source: RefSeq, a predicted model, not a curated record
GUUAACAAAGGUUUUUAUUUUGUUUAGCUUUAUUAUCAUUAUUAUAAUUUAAAUUUUACCUGCUAUCACAAGAAGAAACUACGGUUUCAUGCACGACAAAGCUUACAAGAAGAAAGAGUCAGUCUUAGGUUAAUUCUGUUGAUUCAAUCUGGCAGGACACAUAUGGCAAAACAGGGAAACUUUUCAAUAAACAUAAUCCAACGCAUACCUGCAGAUAAAACGAAAAACUUUAAACCUGCUAUCGAAGAAAUGACUAAAGGUCACACACGCACAGGCCCUUCCGUGACUUCAGUGUAUUUACGAACAAGUAAUGGUACUGUAAAAGCUCACGUGGAUACUUCACUUAUGGAUAAAGGAUCCACUCCGUGUUUGUUUGUCCUGGAAAAACCUCACCAGGUGCAAAAAGUACCACUUUUGGAUGAACCAAUGAUAUCUGAAAAAGAAAAUGUUAUAAAGGGAAUGAAAGAUGUGUUUCUACCUCAAAUUGAAGAUGCUGAAAUUGAACACGGUAUUGCUCGCAUUGAAUAUUUCUUACUUUAGUUAUAGAUACAAGGGUGGUAGUAAUAUUG